Molecule: messenger RNA, 1398 nt
Organism: Dendronephthya gigantea
Lineage: Eukaryota; Metazoa; Cnidaria; Anthozoa; Malacalcyonacea; Nephtheidae
Product: ras-related protein Rab-39B-like
Exons: 2
Coding region: 290-1012 (240 amino acids)
Cellular component (GO): Golgi membrane
Molecular function (GO): GTPase activity; GTP binding
Source: RefSeq, a predicted model, not a curated record
AGCUCAGAGAUACAGCGACACACUACCCCAGCCACAACAUCUACGUAAAAGCUAAAUAAUACAUCGAGCACGUUUUUCAACGUUUUUAACCGAGGGAUUUAUAAUGAAAUAAUCAUAAUACACAUGGAUUAAAUUAUAUUAUUUUUCAAUAAAGAAACGAUGUAUUUGUUGAAGAAACGCGGGUGAUGAGUGAAGGUGGGCACGCUUUGCAACAUUUUCAUGUUUUGACUGUGUUUGUACAGAGUCAACCAGCGUAGGUCACGAUAUAUUUUUAUGAUACAAACUAUCAAUGGGAGACAAGGGCCGUAAGCUUUCGCAGACAAGCUCAUCGAGUUCUCAAAGGACUCCGAAGUAUUUUUAUCAAUUCCGUUUCAUCCUCAUUGGAGAUUCGACAGUAGGAAAAUCAUCGUUGAUACGACAAUUUACAGAGGGCAGUUUUGUGGAUACUACGCCAGCCGAUCCAACUGUAGGGGUCGAUUUUCAUGUUCGGGUUGUAGAGGUUUCUGAAGAUGCAAAGGUAAAGAUACAAGUCUGGGACACAGCUGGACAGGAACGUUUUAGGUCCAUCACAUAUUCUUACUACAGAGAUGCAGUUGCUUGCCUUAUUAUAUACGAUAUCACAAAUAAAGACUCCUUUUAUAACAUCAACGAUUGGUACAAAGAGGCAAAGGAAAAUGUGAAUGAAGAAGAAUGCGUGUUUAUGUUAAUAGGACACAAAGUAGAUAAGGAAUCUGACAGAGAAGUUUCAACAGAGGAAGGUGAACGUUUUGCCGAAGCACAUGACAUGCUUUUCAUAGAAACUUCGGCCAAGGUCCUAUGCAAUGUUGAGGAGGCUUUUCAUAUUGUUGCAAAUGAGGUGUAUAAAAGAUUACAAAGAGGACAAUUAGAAAUGAAACCUGACUGGGAAGGAAUCAAAACAGUAUCUACUAGGCCAGCUGAACUUAUAGGAUUUGAUAGAAUACCCUCAGUGGACAUGCUGGAAGAACCAGUUCAAACUAAGAAAUGCUGCUAAGGUGGGCAGGUUUUGAAGAGGUAGAAUUAAAUUAAUCAUUGAAAAAUGCAAAGGUAUUCUUAUAAGUAAUACUAAAGUGCAUUGGUUUUGGAUUAUUAACCAUCAUUCAAUUGUAAAUAAUUAUAAAUCUUGCUUUUUAAUUAAGCAUAUGGUUAAGACAAUGCAAUAGUUUUACGAUUUGUACAAAGUUAUUGAAAUAUUAUUAAGCUUUAAUAAUCUUAUUAACCUUACAAAAACAAACCAAUGUCAACAGUUAAUUCUGUUCUACCAAACUUACCAAUGCAUUGAAAAAGUAAAUGACAAAUUUGAGUUAUUACAAUGUCAUGGCAGCAUCAGCUGGAACUAUACCUAGAGCUUUAAGUGCCACAAAUGCAGCUUCAGCUUUA